UAAAGACGUGUACGGGCAAACUUUCUAAGAAUUGUCGGCUGUCAAAUAACAGAUAGUGUUAUAAUGUUCAGUGAAACGUUAUUAUUUCAUUCAGUAUGAUGAAAAAGAAGUGACUUAAUUAUUUGAACAUACUUCGCAAAGUGGAAUAAUUUUGUAAAAAGCAAUACAAUGACAACACCCAUGUGUGAAGAUGGUGGACCUUUACGAGAAUGGGCUCCACUUACUAUGCUUCUUCAACAAAUACCUGCAAAGAUUCAAACUGGACUUUUUACACACAAUAUGAAUUUCACUUGUAUUGAUAUAGUGCCUGAAUUUAUAGCUAUUGGAACUAAUCAUGGAUUGGUAUAUUGGUUUGACAGAGAAAAACAAGAUUUACAAAGGCUUCGAUGUGAGAAUGUCAAUUCAAUAAUUACAUGUAUUCAAGUAGUAUCAACAGUGGAUUAUAUGGUUGCUGCUGGUAAUGAACAUGGAGUAGUAACUGUGUUUCAAAUACCUAAAACCCCUUCAGAUUCAUUACCAGAUAGUUUAAAACCAAAGCAGAAAAAACAGGUAGAAAGAUAUAGUAUAAGUGGUUUACAUAAUAGUGCAGUAACAGCAGUUGAAUGGUCUAAGAAUGGUAUGAAAUUAUUUAGUGGAGAUCAAGAUGGUGUAGUAGUACAUACUGAAAUUGAUUUUUACAUGCAUUUGUCAAAAUCAUCAGAAUUGUUAAAUGAAAGGUAUGCAGUAGUGCAAUUAAGUUAUCAGCAAGGUUUGUUACUAGUUUCUACAAUAUUGCGUACAAUAUUAGUAAAUAGAAAUGAGAAUGGAAAAGUAACACAAGUUGGUCAAAAAGAACGUAAAACAUUAGGAAAAUUAGGUGCUGUAUUUGGUUGUCGACAAAAUUAUGUGCAAGAUUUAGUAAUAUAUGCUAGCAGACCUGGAUUACGUUUAUGGCAAGCUGAUAAAACUGGAACUGUAUUAAAAACACUUAUUUUUAAAGAUGCUGUCAGAUCUAAUUACACAGAAGUAGAACUUUUAAAUCCAGCACCAGAAAAUUCUAAAAAAAAUCGUGGAGAACCUACAUUCGGCGUUAUUUUACCCUUUUGUGACGACUUAUUGGUUACAUAUAGCGAUGAUAUUAUAUAUGUAGUAAAUCCACAAACUAUUGCUAUAACAUCUAUUGUAACAGAUUUACGUCGUAUUACGGAUGUUGCUUGUACUAAAGAUGAAAUAUUUGUGUUAGAAGGAGAAAGAAACAUUAUACGUAUAGCAUCUUACCCUGAGAGUAAUAUGCUUUCAUCAGAAAGAAAGUGCAUAUUGGAUUCGUCGUUAUUAUUUGCUGAAAUUAGUAAACCAGUUACUAGUGGUAUAUUAGAAUUGACUUCAAAAUUGAAAGAAAGUGCGAUAGUGCCAGCUAUUCCAUUUCAUAAAAUUAACCCAACUAACAUUAUUCAGUCUGUAGGAAUUGCACCAAUUGUUACUGCUGAUUCUGAUGCAGCUUCAGUUGGAAGUGCAGAAGAAGCUGUAGAAGUACUAGAUACUAGUAGGAUAACAGAACAUAAUGAUGAUUCUACAAGAAAAACUAGUGAACAAAAUGCAAAAUAUAAUGAUAGGAAGCAAAUAUUUCAAAAAAUUAGUCAACAGGAAUUUGAAGAUGUUGUAUUCACACGAGAAAGAAAGAUUAAAAAGUCACGUAAUAAAGCCAUAAAUGGAAAUGGCAAUUGUUCAUCAUUAUCUGAUAUUGAUUGUGAUAUUUCUGCAUUCAAUAAGGACACAAUAAAUGCUAAUGCUGCAAAGACAACUCAUGCUUCUUUACUAACACUUAGUAUUGAUGAUGACUUCAUAUUAAAAACUGACAGAAAUCUUGAAUCAAUUCAACGUGAUGUAGAAGAUAAAGAAAAACUUUUGGCUGAUGUCUUGGGUUUUGAUUUGUCAAAAUAUAUGACAAGCAGUCAAAUUAACUCUACUAAUUCCAAUGUGUCUCAAUCUGUUGAUACAACUCCGAGUACUGAUCAUAAAAUACAGUCCAAUGAUCCUUCCACAGAAGAAAAAACUGAACAGGAUGAAUAUAAUGAACACAGUGAUCAUACAGAAACUGAAUCUGGAGAUGAAGAUGUUAGCUACCGCACCGAAAUAAAAAAAUUGGAAGAUUUAGGUGAAUGUAGAAAGAAGCUUCUACAAGAUAAAUUAAAUGAGCCUUUACAGCAAAGUAAUUAUGUCGAAGGAAGAAAAAUGAUACAUUCGACAGGUAUGAAUAAAUAUGAAAUUAAGUUUCAUAUUUUACCAACUGAAUUUAUAUUAUCAACUACACUUGAAGAAGAAGAUUGGGUUCUAGUUAAAAAUGGUAUACCUCCAGUUGCAAUGUAA
Molecule: messenger RNA, 2346 nt
Organism: Habropoda laboriosa
Lineage: Eukaryota; Metazoa; Arthropoda; Insecta; Hymenoptera; Apidae
Product: WD repeat-containing protein CG11141
Exons: 9
Coding region: 169-2346 (725 amino acids)
Molecular function (GO): protein binding
Source: RefSeq, a predicted model, not a curated record